AGUGUCCCAAAAUCCAUGCACUAAUUAUAUAGUGUACAUCGCAAAUGCAAUCACCAUCACAUGGGCCAUAGUCAAAUGGACCCCAAUGCCGCUAUUUUCCAAUUGUCCCCCGACAUUUUUCUUCUCAUCCUUAAACACCUAGCUCUACAUGAUAAAUUUCUUCUUUCACACACCUGUAAAGCAUUUCGACAUAGUACAUAUCAUGACUGGGAUAGUGAGAUCUCGCGGCUCUCCUCUAGCGAUAGAGUUGGAUUCUGGGCAGGGUUGGCUUACACUCUGCCCGAUUACUGGGCUUGUCCCAAAUGCUGCAAACUGCAUCUUAUCAAUACCUCGGACGUACCAGCAACCCUAUAUAGACAGCAGUUGAUUCCAUGCCAGGCUGACAUUUCUCGAGGAAUCGGUACAGAAAUGUAUUCUAUCCACCACCAUCACAUACAAUUUGCAUUAAAGCUCUCCCGGCUAUGCAAACAUCAACAAUACCUUGGAGCAUUAAUGAAGCCUUAUACGGAUACCAGGAUAUCAUUGCUGAAUCCACUUACAGAUUCUUAUACAGCAGAGCCUAAUAUCAUCACGAAACAAUUUAUUCUACGUGAAGAGUGGAAUAUUAGCAAUGAUACCAGUACAACACUUCCGCUUUUCCCAGAAAACGGAACAUUUCAUAUGCCGGUGUGCCCACACCUGGGCCUAACGUCUAGUGGACUCGCAUCCUCUCGCAUGCGAAAGAAAUGGGAUGCGGAACGUCUGCAACUGCGCCACAAGAUGACUGAGCUUGAAGAAUUGACUUUAUUUAAAGAGAUGACCCUAAUCGAAGAUGGGAUUGCCUUUGCUUUCCGAUUCCCCGGCAAUUGGAUAUACAACUCCUGUUUGCGCUGCCCUACAGAUAUCGGAAUCAUUGUUUCUGCAGAUGAGCGAAAGGUGACCGUCAGGGCAUGGCAUAACUUUGGCGUAGAAGGAUCACCAAUGGGUACCAACUGGAGGGUUCAUGUGGCGGACCCAUCACAAGCAUGGGCUACACUUGGUUCCUAUAUGGAUUAUACUCACCGUAGUGUUCGGACGCUAUGGAUGGAGGAUAUUUCCGAUGAAACUAAGUCGAAGGCACAAACAGGCAUCCUAGGGAGGAAGCUACAUUAAUCAACAGUGGUUGCUGGUUUUGUAGUAGGCAAUAGACUGAUCUUUAGUACGAAAUCGAACAACUAAUGUUGGCACCGGAGAGAAAAUUGUAAUUCCGAGCUUAUUGUUUGUCAGCAUGAAUUAUAAAUUAAAGUGUGG
Molecule: messenger RNA, 1269 nt
Organism: Trichoderma harzianum CBS 226.95
Lineage: Eukaryota; Fungi; Ascomycota; Sordariomycetes; Hypocreales; Hypocreaceae
Exons: 1
Coding region: 61-1131 (356 amino acids)
Molecular function (GO): protein binding
Source: RefSeq, a predicted model, not a curated record